AGGAUCAAAGCGCUGGGGGUGAGGAAGAGAGCGUGAGUUUUGGGUCGUGUCUUCCUUCCUCAUUGACUCGCGUCGCGUCUCUCUCUCUCCUCAUUCUCUCGCGCCCAUCCCUCGGCGGGCGGGUCUGCGGCGGCGGCCUCCUCGGACGCCAUGGAAGGCACCUCCAGUCACCUGUCGCCUUCGAAUCCGGCGGCGACCAAGCUCCUCUCCAACCUCCCCUCUCGAGGCCUCUUCUCCUCCACUGCCCUCUCCUCCAAUCCGGGUGGAAUGCGAGUUUACGUUUGUGAGCAUGACACAUCACCACCAGAGGGGCAAGUGAUAAGGACAAACCAACAAAAUAUACUGAUAAGAGCACUCACGAUCAGGAAACAGAGAGGAGAUCCUAGCGCGAAGAAUGCAAAGGGUGUGACAAUUGUUGAAGGUUCUAGGAAGAGAGCAUCCGAGAGACUUUUGGAUAAUGGGACAUCAUCUAAGAGACCUGCUGGUCAAGCUGGUUCUCGACAAGAGGGUUCAAGCAGUCUUUUACCGGACAAGGACUUGCACAGUUUGACCGUGGAGAGGCUUCGGGCAUUUCUCAAGGAAAGAGGUCUUUCUCCCAAAGGCAAGAAGGAUGAGUUGAUUGCGCGUUUAAAGGGUGCAAAUGGCUAAGGAUCCCAAGGAGAAAGGUCGAGUAAAGUGCCCACAUUGUACUGAACCUGUAGAAAGGAUGAGAAGAUUAAGUUGUUGUGAUAGUGGUUUGGGGAAUAUCGUAGGGGGUCUGAAAACUGGGGAACCAAACUCGCACUAACUUGUUGGGAGAGUGACGAGUCCAGAUGUUGGUGUGCCAAACCAUACAGUCUGGUUGAUUAUGUUCUUGACGGGUCUAUGCUGAACGUUCUGACAUUGUCUUUUGGGGAAUGUGGGUUUUCUUUAAA
Messenger RNA from Rhodamnia argentea, 914 nucleotides. RefSeq lists its product as uncharacterized. Gene Ontology annotation, biological process: positive regulation of proteasomal ubiquitin-dependent protein catabolic process. The transcript is spliced from 6 exons. The record is from RefSeq and is a predicted model, not a curated record. Gene Ontology annotation, cellular component: Cul4-RING E3 ubiquitin ligase complex. Lineage: Eukaryota; Viridiplantae; Streptophyta; Magnoliopsida; Myrtales; Myrtaceae. The coding region runs from base 151 to 648 and encodes 165 amino acids.